UUUCUCGCAGCGCGCACAAAUCCCUUUGAUGUGGAUCUGUCACACUUUGUCAAGCUUUUGUAUGGCUAAAGCAGGAGAUUUCCCACCGACAGGACACAGUUUGCGGAGUUAAAAGUUGUUACCGUUUGUGUCUCGAACGACUCUUUCUACCACGAUACCAAUGAUGACCGAGAACAACGAGGUGGAGAGCGACUCUCAGCUCCAGCGCUCUCCGAGCACCAUGUCCAUCCAGCCGAUGUCAUCCAAGCUCCAAAGGCUGAAACGCUCACUAUCCUUCAAGACCAUCAUGCGCAGUAAGAGCGUGGAGAACUUCUUCCAAAGGUCCUACAGUGACGCCCGCCUGCCUCCGGAUUUCAUCACCGACCCGCCGCCUCCUUCUCCCCCUCUGCUGCCAGGCUCUCCUCUCGUCGGCGAGCGCUCACCGUCCAUUUCGCCGUCUCUCAGCCCCAACCCCUCCAUCUCCUCCCACUCCCCGUCUCUCAGCCUUUCCCCAUCACUGCCCAGCAAGCCUCCCCGACCUCAGAUUACCCACUGUUUUCAGGACCAUGUCUUUCGCAAGCCCACCAAUUGCCAGCACUGCAAGCACAUGAUAGUGGGAAACUCCAAGCAAGCUCUGCGGUGUAAAACAUGCAAGAUGGCUGCUCACCUGUGGUGUACCUCAGAACUAUCGCAGCAGACAUGUCAUGGGAAGUCUGGAGCGUUCAAGCGAAACUUCAGCUCGCCGAUGCUUGUCAAUGACCAACUGGCUGUUGUCAAGGAAGUUCAACCAAGCCAAGAAGCUGCCCGGACACGUGUAGACCCCGUGUAUGCCGCCUUGCGCUACGGGACAUCCUUGGCACAGAUGAGCCGCUCCAGUUUUGGCAGCUUGUCAGAGUCACCAACACGCAGCCUGGGGGAGGGAGGUGAGGAGAGGCAGCAGAGACAGUGCAGCAUGGAGGAAGAGAUAACUCAGGAGACAGGGGACCCCUCUGUCCCCGACGCCGAGAUAGAGAAGGAGGAAGACGAGAGCAGCGGCCAAGCUCAGACUCCUGCUGAGGAGGAAACACAGAAGGUGCCCAAGCGCAUUGAAGUUCACUCCAUCCACACCUAUGUAGCACUCUACAAGUUUCUGCCUCAGGAACAGAAUGACCUGGAACUACAUCCCGGUGAUCGGGUGCAGGUCACUGACGACUCUAAUGAGGAGUGGUGGAAGGGAAAGAGUGGUGACAGAGUCGGCUUCUUCCCUGCCAACUUUGUGCAGCGGGUCCGGCCAGGAGAGAGAGUGUGGCGGGUCAUCCAGGGCGUUUCCGGCAACCGGGAGCGAGGACACAUGGCCGUCAGGGAAUCCCAGAUCUGCGUGGGGAAGCGAGAAGACGGCGAAAUGUUUCUGAAGCUGAGCAGUGGCAAGAAGAGAGGGCUGGUCCCAGCUGACUCCAUAGAGGAGAUCUGAGCCUCUGUGUGCACAGCCCCCGUCUUACCACUUCUACUACCCUCCCCCCAAGGGACGCACCCAUCUUCAAACUAUCACCCCCACCCUUCCCCUCACCUCAUCUCACCACAGCCUCUCCAGCCAGUCCUGACUGACUCAAACCGAACAUCGAUAAAUUGGACAGAAAAUACACGCACCAUGUGUUUACUAACCCCCCCCCCCCCCCCCCCCCCCCCACACUGCCCCAGUGAACACAUGGGUUCUAGUUGAAUUGGUUUGCUGUUAGUCUUCUCAGCAGUGCUGCUGUAGGUUUAUCUUUUCAAAUACAAAAAUCUAUGAUUAGUCAGCCAAAGGGUGCACAAGUCAAAAAUGCUUUAAAUGUAUUUGCUGGAUGCUGGUUCUGGUUUUGUUUUUCCUUAUCAAAAAGACAUCUACCAACGUGGGAGGAGGCUGUGUCCUGUCAUGAGAACAUGAUGCUUCUGUCAGUGUCCUUUUUCGUCUUGUUUCUACCCACUCCGUAUGUCUCAUCCCUAUGUGCUCGUGUCAGGAUCUCUGGCCUGGGGACUGGUAUCAGCUUCAUACAAACUGGUACACAACAUUAGGCCCUCGCCAAGGACAACCACUGCCAGCCAGAGAAAGCUUUUGCCAUUCAGGCAGACAGAAGAAUCAGAUGA
This is a messenger RNA of Toxotes jaculatrix (banded archerfish), 2082 nucleotides long. Its product is annotated as SH3 and cysteine-rich domain-containing protein 2-like. The coding region runs from base 161 to 1429 and encodes 422 amino acids. The record is from RefSeq and is a predicted model, not a curated record. Gene Ontology annotation, cellular component: extrinsic component of cytoplasmic side of plasma membrane. Gene Ontology annotation, biological process: skeletal muscle contraction; positive regulation of protein localization to plasma membrane; positive regulation of voltage-gated calcium channel activity. Lineage: Eukaryota; Metazoa; Chordata; Actinopteri; Toxotidae. The transcript is spliced from 11 exons. Gene Ontology annotation, molecular function: protein binding.